CCAGGUUGAGGGAUCUGAGAGCGGGCGCCUGCUCAUGUUAACACAGCAUACGUGGCUUCUGUUUCUGCUCAUUGAUCUAGACCCAGAUGUUAAACCAACAGAAGCAGCUGCCUAUUGCAUAAACCCACCCCUGAAAGGACAGCAGACAUCAUUUCCUAUGUGACCGUUAAGCGUUAGCUGCAAAAGACACAGAGGUUCGUAGCUGAAGAGCAGAAGAGAGGAAGUUGUGGCAGGAGCAGCUGGUGAGAGGCUAUGGGUGAGGGCCCCAGCUCCCAGGAGAGAAAGCCGCCCACCACUGACUCACAGCGUAGCAGGAGCUCAUGGCUGACCGGAGGGGCAGCGGCUGCACCAUGCUCCCUUACGUUGUGCCCAGUGGGAACGUCGUGGUCCUCACGCCAAGUGACUUCAGCAUGUCCCGUGCAGAGAAAUCGGAACUUCCCAACCAGGACGACAGGGGCAAGGGGCUGAAGAAUGAGGUCAAAGUUCUGGGGACCCUGCAGGUCCUGGCCGGCAUGAUGAUUAUGAGCUUGGGGAUCACUUUGGGGUGCACUGUCACCAGUCAUCACUUCAGCCCCAUUGUUUCCACCUUAAUGAAAUCAAUGUACCCCUUCAUAGGGGCCAAGUGUUUUAUCGUUUCUGGAUUGCUGUCCCUCAUCUUGGAAAAAAGGUUCAACAAGCACUUGGCCUGGAGCACCCUGGCCAUCAACAUCACGAGCCUGCUCGCCGCGGCGGUCGGCUUCAUCAUCCUCACCUUCAACCUGGCCGCAAUGCCCGCUGCCCGGGAGCGGUGCCUGCAGAAUGCAUCACCCCCACUAGAGGGCUUCUACUACUCGAGAUCUGAGGCCACCAACUGCCUUGUGGUCAGCUCCAUUCUACUGGGCGUGCUGUCCGUGAUGCUCAUCUUCACGGGGCUGGAGUUCACUGUGGCUGUCCCCUCCUCCAUUCUCUGGUGGAAGCAGACCCAUCCCCACGACGAACCCCAGGUAGGUGUGUUGGGCUGGGAGCUCAGGGCUCAGGUGGAGGCGCAGGAGGUGGGUGUGAGAUCUGCAGCAGGUGAGGAAGGCAGACCGAUGAGGGCAGUGGGGGCCGAGAGACACAGCCACUGGGGAGGGCAGGACAGGAAGGGGGCGAUGCCCAGAGGGGACGCCAGGGCCAACCUGACCGGACCUAGAGCACAGCGCCCACCCACCCAACUUGCAGAGGAUGAGUGA
This is a messenger RNA of Trichechus manatus latirostris (Florida manatee), 1211 nucleotides long. RefSeq names its product membrane-spanning 4-domains subfamily A member 6B-like. Gene Ontology annotation, cellular component: trans-Golgi network; membrane. The transcript has 6 exons. The record is from RefSeq and is a predicted model, not a curated record. The coding region runs from base 321 to 1211 and encodes 296 amino acids. NCBI's taxonomy places the organism in Eukaryota, Metazoa, Chordata, Mammalia, Sirenia, Trichechidae.